Messenger RNA from Oncorhynchus gorbuscha (pink salmon), 5148 nucleotides. RefSeq names its product two pore channel protein 1-like. Gene Ontology annotation, molecular function: monoatomic ion channel activity; voltage-gated channel activity. Gene Ontology annotation, biological process: monoatomic ion transport; transmembrane transport. The record is from RefSeq and is a predicted model, not a curated record. Lineage: Eukaryota; Metazoa; Chordata; Actinopteri; Salmoniformes; Salmonidae. Gene Ontology annotation, cellular component: endosome membrane; lysosomal membrane. The transcript is spliced from 27 exons. Bases 1752 to 4259 code for a protein of 835 amino acids.
UGUGUGUGUGUGUGUGUGUGUGAGCUCCUCUGGAAGUGGACAGGAAAAGGACUGGUGUUUUUCCAGGAUAUCUGGAGUGGGAGGACGGCUGACUACCCUGAGGCCUGGGAGGAGAAGAUUGUUCCACAGGCAGUAGAGAGCAGGACACAGCAAAAGGAGGCCUGCUCUAAAACACACAGCCUUGAGCAGACCGUCACUCAGGCUCACGACAGGACAUGAUCCAGCUGCUGGCUUUGUUCUUGUGAUUUAGCCUAGUUGGAGAAGCCACUGUGGAGGAAAGAGAGUAUUUCUGUACUAUUUUCCUCUUAGCCCAGAGGACUGAUCAGGACUGCCCUGUGUGUGUUUGUAUGGGCCUGUGGAGCCACAGGCAGGCACGGGGCCUGACCUCAGUUCGUUGUUGACGGGAGCUCUGAAUGUUUUAUUGUUCUGAAAAACAAACGAGUGGCUGGGACUUUACCCACAGACAGACACAGUGCUAUUAGAACAACAGCAGAUACUAGGCCACUUCAUUAUCACCACGUAGCCAGAGGCCUGAGAGAACAGGAGCCUCACCAGGAUUAUUAUCACUCAACUGGAGUUUGAUCCCUACACAGCAGCAGACUGAGCUCAGAACACGCUACUGUCACAGUACCUGAAUUGGCUUCGGUGUGCAGGAUCCGACUGGCUGACAGCUGGCUGGCAUAAUAUCGAUGACUCCUGCCUACUUGGCACUUAGAUCCAGUGAUCACAGAUGUCUGUCUGUAAUUCCUAAAGAGAGGAGGAGACAUUACUGCUUGGUUUUAUGAAGAUUUUUUUUAGAGUCAAUGGUUAGCUGGUUGUAUAUUAUCUUUAGUAAGCAUGACUUAAAGUUGGAUUCAAAUAUGGGUUGGGUUGAUUUGAAUGAUUAUUUAUAUCGUUGUGUCUGAGACUGAAGUGAUAUUGUAAGUACUUAGGGUAAGUUUAAGACGGUAGUUUAGAUUUUCCUCAGCCUGCUCCAGACAGUCAAACCAGACAUCGCACGGAUCUAAUCAGGACCUUCUUCAUUCUCAGUCUGGUGUCUCUCAUCAUUAGGAGGUGACCCAACUUCCUGCCUAUAACUUGAAGGCCACUCCUCAAUCUAACAUCAGUGAAGAGCGGCGUUGCCGGUUAUAAAAGUGAGCCAUGUGCACAGAGAGCAGAACUGAGUUCAAAGGUGAAACUGCACUGAGCGGAGAGAGGGAGGAGCCCAGAGAGGGAGAGAGGAAGGGAAAACGAGGUUAAGAGAAGCGAAAGAGGGUAAGAGAAGUUGUAACUGCAGAGAGUGUGACUGCAUUCUGGACUGCCUAGUCUCCCAGGCUGAGGUAGGCUGCUGACAGAGGCUGUGGGAUCCUACCCUAGCCCUUUGACUGAAGAGAGACACUCUGGAUGGUUCAUCUGUCCACCAGUUGUCAUCGGACGCUCCAGCAACAUUUGUUUUUCAUUGAAUGGUUUGUUUGUUCCUGGGACAGAGGACAUACCUGUCUCUAAGAACACAGGGUGAACCCCCUCUCUGCGCGUGUCUGGAACUCUGAGCUGUGGUGAACUUCUGUCUGGGGAUCCCUGUGGGGGAUCUGUUUUUACAUUGUCUCUCUGACGUGUGUCCGUGUGCAGUGGAAUGUUAGCCCGUGCGUGUCCCUGGAGGCGCGAGGACGCUGGACCUGUGAACUGUGAAUGACACACACACUGCUUUAGUGGACCACGUCCCCACACCCAAACACACUCAAACUCCUGGACCACUGGUAGCUAGCAGAGCCAUGGAGUGUUCGGCAGUGCAGACGGAGACUCCUGGUAUCCAUGACAACAGUGCAGAGUUGACCCUGGAGGAGAGUCCGGUCCUCAUCUCCUCAUUCUGCACCGAGCUACAGCUAGAUAGCGUGGAUGGAGGAGGAGGGUAUGACAUAGUGAAUAACCAGGUGAUACCAACACCGGGGCCACCACCAAACUACAGUUCACACAAUGCCUCACUUCAACAAAGCUGGGAGAUUAACUACCAGGAAGCAGCCAUCUAUCUACAGGAAGGAGAGAACAAUGAUAAGUUCUUCACACAUCCUCGGAAUCCAAAGGCGCUGGCAGCAUACUUGUUUGCUCACAACCACCUGUUCUACAUGAUGGAGCUGCUAACAGGACUCCUACUGAUGGUGCUCUCUCUCUCUGAGGCUCCCGCUGUACCAUCACUACGCCUGGAUGUUUAUGUCCACGCCACUCUGGAGUUAUUGGCUCUGGUUAUGGUGGCGUUUGAACUCUGCAUGAAGCUGCGCUGGCUCGGCUUCCACACAUUCAUCAGACACAAGAGGACCAUGGUGAAGACGUGUGUGUUGCUGCUCCAGUUUGUGGAGGCCAUAGUGGUUCUGAUCCGGCAGACGUCACACUUGCGUGUGACCAGAGCUCUCAGACCCAUUUUCCUGGUGGACUGCAGAUACUGUGGUGCCGUUCGCAGAAACCUGCGUCAAAUCUUCCAGUCCCUUCCCCCUUUUAUAGAUAUCCUGCUGCUGCUGCUCUUCUUCAUGGUCAUCUUCGCCAUCCUGGGCUUCUGUCUGUUCUCCCCUAACACUUCUGAUCCAUACUUCAACACUCUGGAGAACAGCAUCGUUAGUCUUUUUGUACUACUGACCACCGCAAACUUCCCAGACGUGAUGAUGCCAGCAUACUCGAGGAACCGCUGGUCCUGUGUCUUCUUCAUUGUCUACCUUUCCAUUGAACUCUAUUUCAUCAUGAACCUGCUUCUGGCAGUGGUGUUCGAUACGUUUAACGGUGUUGAGAAGAUGAAGUUUAAAUCUCUGAUGCUCCACAAACGCUCCGCUAUCGACCAUGCCUUCCAACUGCUGGUCAGCAGACAGAGGCCAAUGGGUCUGUCUCUGAAGCAGUUUGAUGGUCUAAUGCGUUUCUACAGACCCCGUAUGUCUGCCAGAGACCGCUUCCUCACAUACAAGGCCCUAAACACUGCAGGAGCACCCAUGCUCAGCCUAGAUGACUUCUAUAAAUUCUAUGAAGUAAUUGGCCUCAAAUGGAAGGCACGGCGGAGCGGGGAACACUGGUUUGAUGAUCUUCCACACACUACUUUUCUUAUCUUCAAAGGCAUCAACCUGCUGGUCAAGUCUAAAUCCUUCCAGUACACCAUGUAUGUGGUGGUGGCCGUCAACGGAGUGUGGAUCCUCGUAGAAACCUACAUGUUGAAUAGUGGAUUCUCCUCGUCCAGAAUAGUCCCCUGGAGCUACAUUGUCUUCCUCACCAUCUAUGGGGUGGAGGUGUUGUUGAAGGUAACAGGCAUGGGACCGUUGGCCUACUUCAGCUCCGGCUGGAACCUGUUUGACUUCUUUGUGACGGUGUUUGCCUUUCUGGGAUUGAUUGCUCUGGCCUUCGACAUGGAGCCCUUCUACUUCAUUGUGGUGCUCAGACCACUGCAGCUACUCAGGUUGUUUAAGAUAAAGCAGAGGUAUCGUAACGUGUUGGACACCAUGUUUGAACUCUUCCCGAGGAUGGCAAGCCUGGGGCUGACAUUGAUCAUCUUCUACUACUCCUUUGCCAUUGUGGGGAUGGAGUUCUUCGCUGAUGUAGUUUACCCUAACUGCUGCAAUACCAGUACAGUAGCAGAUUCAUACAGGCAGAUCAAUGUAACCAUAGGCAAUAGGACGAUGCUGGAUGAAGGUUACUACUAUCUCAACAACUUCGACAACAUUCUCAGCAGCUUUGUGACUCUGUUUGAGCUGACUGUGGUAAACAACUGGUACAUCACCAUGGAAGGAGUGACCUCCAUGACAACUCACUGGAGCCGCCUCUACUUCAUGACCUUCUACAUUGUCACCAUGGUGGUGAUGACCAUCAUCGUUGCCUUCAUCCUGGAUGCGUUUGUGUUCCGUAUGAACUACAGCCGGAAGAACAAAGAACCACUGUUAGAUCCUGAGGAUGAGAACGGUAUAGUGUUUGAGGCAGAGGUGAGUCGUGACGAGGCGUUGGCUACUCUGGAGCUUUAUAAGCAGACGUGCCCUGGACUCUCCUCACUCAACUCUCUACAGGGAGUACUGGUGGCCAUGGACCGCAGCGGGAGCUCGUUUCUGGUGUACCUGGGUCGGAGGUCGCGGACCAAGAGUGACCUCAGCAUGAAGAUGUAUGAGGAAGAGAUCCAGGAGUGGUAUGCUGAGUACUCCAGAGAGAACCUACCCCAGUCAGACCGAAGCCUCGGAGAAAGUGAGCUGGAAAUCCCUCCUCCCUGUCCUGACCCUGAACCUCAACCCAACUCACAAGGACCACUUAGUAUUAACUAACACUCACUCACUGUUUCGCUCUCUCUCUCUUACACACACACACACACACACACCUCUUUAACUUCAGUCAUCAUGUCAAAGAGCACUCUGUGAACUUAAUGGUGAUUGUCUUCCACAAUGACAAGACCGAGAACCCCUCAAGUCUCUGUCUGUCUCCUUCCCUUCUUCCCCCUCCUCCCAUCCUGAGGAAGUGUACUCCAGCAGCUUGGUCGGACAGUUGUGAUGUGGACAGAUGUGAUGGUGUCACUGAACUAGAGCCUGGAUCCUGGACCUGUUGAGAUGCAGCAGGGAUUUAUGUUGAUAUGAAUCAUGUUCUCUAUCUGAAUGGAUCUGUGUUCAAACAGGUUUAACAUCAUUAUCUAACCCCAACCCUGACAGGACCUUAGUUUGCCGAUGCAUUGACAGUCGAAGCAGAGCAUCGAUUUAGGGGUUAACGGGCAGGGUUUUAAGGGUCAGAGUUAGGCCCUCUAGCUGUGAGACAGAGCUAAUGUUCAAGGCCAACACCGGAGUACGAGGAGCCACUAGAAUUUGGAAUUUCACACUGCUUUUCUUCACUGCUCUGACCACAGAGAGGACACAUGUCUGGACAGUGAAAGGACACAUACCUGUAGGUGAAUACCAGGCUGCCUGUAGAUACGUACAAACUCACACGAUCCAGCUCCGUCUGCCAGCACUAGGCUAAGCCCCCCUCAACAGCCACUAUGCCCACCCCCCCCACCCACCCACCCAACACACACCUCAAACCCCUGCACAUGUCCAGUAACCUACAGCUAUAUCUCCUAGCCAGCGUUUGAACAAACCUAAGAGAAGACUUUACUUUUAUAACUUGUUAUUCUGUAAGUGUAUUAUAAUGUAUUUGGUGUAUUAAAUGAGGAAUCAUUUAAAUACA